This is a messenger RNA of Epinephelus lanceolatus (giant grouper), 754 nucleotides long. Lineage: Eukaryota; Metazoa; Chordata; Actinopteri; Perciformes; Serranidae. The record is from RefSeq and is a predicted model, not a curated record.
UAGACGGUUAGAAGUUUUCAGCGGACACGCAGAGUCAAAGAUGUCGGAAGAAGCACCAGCGGCUCCACCGGCCAAACCCACGCCGAAAAGGAAGCGGGUCCCCCGCUCCAGGCAGGGCGGACCUUCACUGGCGAAGGUCAUCAUCACCGUCCUGACUGAGAGCAAUGACCGCAAAGGGAUGACGGUACAUGCGAUCAAGAAGGCUCUGGCUGCCAAGAACAUCGACGUGGAGAAGGCCAACAGACGCAUCAACACGACACUGUGCAGGCUGACUGAUAAAGGGGUCCUGAAGCAGCUGAAGGGGACCGGAGCCUCUGGGUCCUUCAAGAUAGCCAAGGAGCCCAAGGCCGUCAAGCCAAAGAAGGCAGCUGCCGCGAAACCUAAAGGAGAGAAGAAAAAGAGGGAGAGAUCAGUUUCCGAGGCCCGUAAGGGGUCACCGACGAAGAGAAAAGCCAAGACACAGAAGGUGAAAGGUGGUGCCAGGAAGACCAGCACGAAAAAGGAUGGUGCCAAGAAGGAGAAGAAAGUUGUUGCAAAGAAAUCUGGAAAGAAACCUGCAAAGAAAUCUGCAGGGAAGAAGUCGCCUGCGAAGAAAGCUACUGCCAAGAAACCUGCGGCAAAGAAACCUGCUGCCAAGAAAGCCGGAGCAAAGAAGGCAGGAGGAAAGAAGGCUGCAGGAGGAAGGAAAUCUGCAGGAAAGAAGUAAAGUGGAUCUUUAACCCGCACUCAGUGCAACAAAAGGCUCUUUUAAGAG